Messenger RNA from Thecamonas trahens ATCC 50062, 2298 nucleotides. Its product is annotated as CMGC/CK2 protein kinase. The transcript has a single exon. Gene Ontology annotation, cellular component: cytosol; nucleus; protein kinase CK2 complex. Bases 699 to 2186 code for a protein of 495 amino acids. Gene Ontology annotation, biological process: protein phosphorylation. The record is from RefSeq and is a predicted model, not a curated record. NCBI's taxonomy places the organism in Eukaryota, Apusomonadida, Apusomonadidae. Gene Ontology annotation, molecular function: ATP binding; protein serine/threonine kinase activity.
CGUCCGCCUGGCUCGGGAGCUUGCUGGCAAGAACCGUGGGAGUGGCUCGCGCUCGGCCACCGCCUCGGGCUCGGACUCGGGCUCGGGCUCGGGUUCGGGCUCGAGCUCCAACACGUCGACCACCCAUGAUGAUGGGUCUGACUCGGCCGCUCGCGCAGCUGUCCAGCUCGUUCCGCGCGAGCUUCGCGGCGGUGAGGCUGAACUCCUUCCGGACGAUGUCUACGUCCCACUCUUUGCCUCGCCGGUCUACCAGUUUGCCAACGUUGGCUAUCCACAGCCAGCCGAAAAGUACGAUGCUGACCGAGUCGAGGUGGUUCCGGGCAACUAUGCCAACUACGACAUCCACUGGGAGGAGCUCGUGGGGUCAGGCGGGUACGGCGACGUGUACCGUGCAUCCAAGGCGCGCAACGGAAAAUGCGCGAGCCUGGUGGCCAAGGUCAUGCGGGUGAGCAAGGCGUCAGAUGCGGAGCUCAUCCAGCAUGAGAUCCACAUGCUGUUGGCUGUCCAGGGCCUGCCGAACGUGGUGAAGUUGGUUGACAUUGUUUGCGCGCCUCACUCCGAGUCCGAGUCGGAUUCUGGGUCCAAGGGAAGCAAGGGAGCAAGGGAGCAAGAAGAGCGGACAGAGCCUGCGCAAGCUCGGUGAUACCGUCCUGCUCUUUGAGUACCUCGACUCUCAGCCGUACCGCGACUUGUUCCGGAUGAUGUCACCGGCCGAGGCCAAGGUCUACAUGUUCCGGCUGUUCGAGGCACUCAAUGCCACGCACGCGGCGGGCAUCAUGCACCGCGACGUCAAGUGCGCCAACGUGCUGUUUGAGCGCAAGACGGGUUCACUCCGACUCAUCGACUGGGGCCUCGCCACGUGGUACGUGCCAAACGAGCCGGCGACCAAAUGGGCCGGGACGCGGCGGUGGAAGGCGCCCGAGUCGGUGGUGCACUACCCGUUCCCAGACUACGCCUCGGACAUGUGGUCGGCCGGCUGCAUCAUGGCCGUCCUCUUCUUCCAGUGCAACUGGCUUCAGCAACACGACUCGAACGAGGACCACAUGGUCAACGUCAUCCAGUACCUCGGCGCCGACGACUACGACGCCUGGCUCAACAGAUACUUUAUCACCAAGUCCAAAUGGUCGCUUGACUAUCUCGAGAGCGUGGCCGAGACCGAGCUUCCGCGCAAGCGGUUUGCUUGGUACAAGCUGGUGCGGACGCAGCGGGUGCUCGAGCUGGCCACCCCGCUUGCCAUUGACCUUAUUGACCGUGUCCUGGUCUUUGACCACGAGAAGCGGCUCACCGCCCACGAGGCUAUGCAUCACCCGUUCUUUGACGAUGUCCGUGCAGACCUUCUUGCUGCGUCCAAGAAGGCUGCCCGUGCGGGCCGCGGCCGCGGCGCAUGCUGCGCCUCGUCGGCCGCGGCUGCCGGCCCCAAGUCGGGCGGCUUCAAGGUUCGCCGCAAGGGUAAGAAGAGCAAGGCUGCAAAGUCAAAGCGGAAGAAGCACUCUUCAUCGCUGGCGUCUGGUGCCAUCAUCACUCUUGCCGAAGUCGAUCUUGAUGACUACGCAAAGCGACUCAAGGUCGUCAAGGCCCUUCCGACCAAGGCUGCAGUCAAGUCCGGUAAGGUCUUUGGCUCGACCGCGCGUCAGGCGGAGGAAAACCCGCGCGCUGCAGCCCAGGCGGCGUUCCCCUCCACCCGUGAAGACGCGCGGUUCCCGUCGUCGUCGUCAUCAUCGUCGUCGUCAGGCUCGGGCACUGGCACCGGCACCGGCACCGGCACCUACUCGGCGUACUCGACGGUGACGACGACCACCGCUGGCUCGUCGUCGCACACAAAGCCCACGGUGUUUGGUCCGUAUGAUCCGCUUGAUCUUGACGAGCUCUUUGGCCACUGCUCCGACUCAUUCGAGGUCUCGGACCGCACGGUCGAGCUGGUCAAGGCGCGGGUGAUGGCUAACAAGGCACAGCGGGCCUCGUAUCGGAGGCGGCGGCACGGGGCGGCGGCUGAGCAUGCGGAUCGGACCGGAUACGACAUGCUGGCGGCACGCGGCGAGACCUCGGUCAACGACUCGCUCACUUUUGACUUUGACACCUCGCUCAACAACUCGCUGCACUACAACUCACUCAACUCGUCGAUGCCGUUUGACCAGUCGCUGGGCUACGGCCGCGAGCCCGGCACGCCGCUCUACCACCGGUACUAGUUUGCAGCUAGCUGGGCUCGUACCAUGCCGCGCGCUCAGCGUCAGAGAGCGGGACGAUGUGCGGCUUGGCAAUGACGUCGCGCGGUGGGCGAGUAAAGAUGUCAAACUCCUC